Molecule: messenger RNA, 1461 nt
Organism: Aspergillus terreus NIH2624
Lineage: Eukaryota; Fungi; Ascomycota; Eurotiomycetes; Eurotiales; Aspergillaceae
Product: cytochrome P450
Exons: 4
Coding region: 1-1461 (486 amino acids)
Molecular function (GO): heme binding; monooxygenase activity; iron ion binding
Source: RefSeq, a predicted model, not a curated record
AUGCUCGAUACGGUGACAGAACUACCCAGAUGGGACCUCAUCAGUCUGAUCGGUCUUUCCGUUAUAUCCACUUUGUUUUUUCUUCUCUCCCCAUUCCAAAGAUCUCCAUUCCCCUUGAUCAAUGGGAAAGGAACCCUGGAGUUGAGUUCGUCCAACGCAAAGAAACGUUUUCUUGCCGAUGCUGGUAACCUUAUCAAGAUCGGCCUGAGCAAGGCUAGCGUUAUUCGCCUGGUCUCAGACAACGACGUCAAGACUGUGCUCCAUCCGAAAUACGUCAACGAUAUUCGAAGCCAUCCUGCGCUGAGCUUCGGCACUGCCAUCCAGAAGGAAUUCCAUGCCGAUGCCGGUAUCCAUGGGUUUGAACCCUUCAAACAAGGCUCGACUGCUGGCGAAAUCUUUCAAUAUGCUGUCCGGACCAAGUUGACUCAAAGUCUCGAGUGGCAUGAGGUUGAUCUGCGAGCGUCCAUCCUUGGCAUAGUCGCUCAGCUCUCGUCACGAGUAUUUCUGGGCGACCAGAUCUGCCGGAAUCCCGACUGGCUCCGUAUUACGGUCAACUAUACGGUCGACUCCUUUAUUGCUGCUCAGGAUCUCCGUCUCUGGCCCAAGCCCCUGCGUCCACUCGUAGCUAACUUUUUGCCUUCCUGCCGGAAGAUCCGAAGUGAGCUUCGGGAAGCCACCGAAAUCAUCACACCGGUUCUUGAGGAGCGCCGGAAAUCCAAGGAGACACAAGUUAGAGAAGGUCGGACCCCGGAGCGUUAUGUCGACGCCAUGCAGUGGAUGGAGGAGUCCGCUGAAGGUCGCCCCUACGACCCUGCGGUGGCGCAACUCUCCUUUUCGCUUGCGGCUAUCCAUACCACGUCCGAUAUGCUCACUCAGGCCCUCCUCGAUCUCUGCGGCAAGGAUGAUCUCAUCAAGGAGCUCCGUGAAGAGAUCGUAACGGUCAUCCAAGGGGAGGGCUGGAAGAAGACCACCUUGUACAAGUUAAAGCUUAUGGACAGUGUGUUGAAGGAGAGCCAGCGAUUGAAGCCCGUAAGCAUCGCUUCCAUGAGACGUCUCGCAUCGGAGGAUGUGAAACUCUCCGACGGAACUAUCAUCCCAAAGGGGUCGAGUCUCUUCGUCUCUAGUGACAACAUGUGGGACCCUAGCGUAUAUCCUGAUCCUGAGAAAUUCGACCCCUAUCGGUUCCUCAGGCUGCGCGAGAUCCCAGGCCAUGAAACCUCAGCUCAGCUGGUGUCGCCAUCUCCGGAACACAUGGGCUUUGGAUUCGGGAAGCAUGCCUGUCCCGGACGGUUCUUUGCGGUCAACGAGAUCAAAAUAGCCCUGUGCCAUAUUUUGUUGAAAUAUGACAUUCGCUUGCCGGAGGGUUAUACGCCGGCAAAACGAAGAAUGGGAAUCUCGUUGGACGUGGACCCAUUGGCGAGGCUCUUGGUGAAGCGUCGACAGGAGGAGAUUUUGCUCUAG